Molecule: messenger RNA, 5522 nt
Organism: Esox lucius (northern pike)
Lineage: Eukaryota; Metazoa; Chordata; Actinopteri; Esociformes; Esocidae
Product: protocadherin alpha-C2
Exons: 3
Coding region: 298-2763 (821 amino acids)
Biological process (GO): homophilic cell-cell adhesion
Cellular component (GO): plasma membrane
Molecular function (GO): calcium ion binding
Source: RefSeq, a predicted model, not a curated record
ACAUGUCCGUAAAUAUGCAAACAUUCAAUUUUAUUUAUAUAAAAUCAAAACUAUUUCACAUAGCACACGCUAUUUCACUUUCCCUUUAUAAAUCCCAAUGACGACUACACAGCUGGCGUCAUCGCGACUGGGAGAGCAACGCACCCCAGUUGUACCGCGUGGAGACUCCGUAUGAAUUCCCUAGUGCAGAAGGCUACCGGGUGUUUCUCACAUAUGCAAUAGCUCGUAGGUGCAAAGGUACUCGGCUUCAACGGAUUGCAAGUAUUGUCAUAUUUUAUCACAUUUUCUUUUGCAAUAAUGGCGGUAUCCAGUGCAACUGUAUCGAGAAUGUGCGUCACGGUUCUCUUUGUAUUCAGCGCGAUGUGGGGACUUGCUUUGUCCAUCAGCCGCUACUCUAUUCCGGAGGAAAUGCAGGAAGGUUCCGUGGUUGCAAACCUUGCAACAGAUUUGGGACUCGACGUUCGCGCUCUGGUAACACGCAAGGCAAAGCUUGACAUCAUCCAUAGUAAGAAAUAUCUGGACAUUAACAAAGAAACGGGGGAGCUGUUCAUACUAGAAAAAAUAGACAGGGAAUACAUAUGCUCGAGCAAGACAACGUCUUGUUUUCUUAAAAUGGAUGUCAUAUUUGAAAAUCCCAUUCGUAUUUUUAACAUUGAGCUUGAAAUCAUGGACAUAAAUGACAAUGCGCCUGUAUUUCGUAGGGAGACCAUGCAUUUGGACAUUUCCGAAUCUACCGCUCCAGGAGAGAGAUUCUCUUUGACAAAUGCUGUGGAUGCAGAUGUUGGUGCGAAUUCUAUUAAGACUUACUAUUUGAGCACAAGCAAGUCUUUUACAAUUGACAUACAGACGGGAAGCGAUGGCUCUAAAUAUGUUGAUUUGGUUCUCAAUAGAAAUUUAGACCGGGAGGAACAAGCUCUUCAUAAUUUAAUACUCACUGCUGUAGACGGCGGUGUCCCUGCGCGCUCUGGCACUGCCAGUAUCAUCGUUAGAGUUCUGGAUAUCAAUGACAACGCCCCCCUUUUUAACCAGCCGGUAUAUGCUAUUAAUGUAACUGAGAACUCCCCUAUUGGAACCCUAGUAAUGACGUUGAACGCCACGGACUUGGACGAGGGCACCAACGCAGAUAUUAUAUAUUCAUACACGUUAUAUACAUCUGAGAAGACUCAAGAAAAGUUCUCUCUAAAUUCGAAUACAGGUGAAGUAAGGGUGAAGGAUGUGAUUGAUUUUGAGGAGAGUCACAGUUUCGAUAUAUAUAUUCAGGCAAGAGACCAAGGAUCUAAUUCGUUAUCUGGGGAUUGUAAAAUAAUGAUUUUUAUUACUGAUCUGAAUGACAACCAUCCAGAGGUUACCAUAAAAUCUUUUAAAAGCACUGUAAAAGAAGAUGUUGCCAUAGGGACAUUACUAGCAGUGAUUAGUAUAAGCGACCGGGACUCUGGGGUCAAUGGUGAAGUUGAACUAACUUUAAACAAACAAGCAUCACUACCCUUUGUUCUCAACAAGUCUUCAACAGAUUACAUUGCUCUGCUUGUGUCAGAACCACUGGACCGUGAGAAAAUCCCAAGAUAUGACAUCACUUUCAUAGUCACAGACAAGGGAACACCUUGCUUAUCUGACAAUGAGACAAUUACCCUGGAGAUAUUGGAUGUCAACGAUAAUUCACCAAUAUUCCCCCAGUCAUUCUACACAAUCCAUGUUUUGGAAAACAACGUUCCUGGUGCACUGUUAACAUCACUCAGUGCGUUUGACCCUGACCUCCACGAGAACCAGUAUCUGGUUUAUUUCAUUAUGGAGAAGGAAAUCCUCAACACUUCAAUGUCCAUGCUUUUUUCCAUUAAUCCAGAAAACGGCAACCUUUACGCCCUGAAGACCUUUGACUUUGAAAGGGAGAAGGAGUUCCUUUUCCACAUAGAGGCCAGAGAUUCAGGGAUUCCUCCGCUCAGCAGCAAUGUGACAGUUCACAUCAUAAUCCUUGACCAGAAUGACAACACUCCACUCAUAGUGUCACCUUGGCGAGCACAGGGUUCGGUCAUUGAGGAGGUGAUCCCCAGGUCCAUUGAUAAAGGGUUCCUGGUUGUCAAGGUGAUUGCCAUUGACGCUGACUCUUUACAGAACUCGCGGGUCACCUAUCAGCUUCUGCAGGUCAGUGACUCCUCCCUGUUCAGCCUAGACCAGUACAAUGGGGAGAUCCGGACCUCGAGAAUGUUCAGCUACAGAGACCCCCGCCAACAGAGACUGGUUGUUGUCGCCAAAGACAAUGGGGACCCUGCACUUUCUGCCACCGUCACCAUAAAGAUAUCAACGAUAGAACGCAUGGUGGCGCCGUUCUCGGAGACAACUGAGGUGCCUUUGGAAUAUGACUUUUUCACAGACUUGAAUCUGUAUUUGGUCAUCGGCCUGGGCUCAGUGUCUUUUCUCCUGUUGAUCACUAUAUUGGUGGUCAUUGUGCUGAAGUGUCAGACACCCAAGCCGAAUAAGAUGCCUCCUGCUUUGAAUAUGAAUUUGAAUAGUCUGAACAGGAACAGUGUGAUUAGCAGAAACAGCGUGAUCAGCCAGAGGAGCUCCACUAUAGCCGAUUCCACCCUCAUCUCCAGUGAUGCCUACUGGUACAGUCUGUUUCUAGCAGAGACCAGAAAAGGCAAGGUGGUGGUCAGACAGCCUGUAAUACCCAAGGGAACAGGCUACUUUGUGUCAAGCAUACCCAGAAGCACAGGGCCGACAGAGACCAGCGACUCCAGAGCUUCCACUUUACAGUACUCAAAAUGAAAGGAAGUCCAUUCUUCAGCUGGAGGAUUCCAGGGCUAGCAGUGACUUGCCGUGAUGUCCUCAAUCUGGGGGUCUAUGUGGCUGCAGAUCGAUCGAACAAGAUACAAGUGACACAAACACCCGUCCUUCAAAUAAUGGGAUGAAAAAGUUACCUCCAGGGGCAGCUCCUCAAACCCUCUGCCCAAAUACACCUCAGCAACUGUAGACUACCUUUAUCAUCUAACCAUCAAGCAUGAAUCUGCAUGGCUACAUCAACAGGUACUUGUAUUUAGAACAUAUCAUAAAGAGGAAAGGAACUUCAAACAUUUGGUCUUUCAGAGGUACAUUUCAACUGAUGUCUUUAUGCAAUCCUACCAAACCCCUCCAGGAAACACAUGAUUCAGAUGGGAUGUUCUAUGGUGUCCUUGUGAGGGUUCCUGAUGGUGAUGUCAUAAUACAUUAUUGGGAUGUGUGAGCGCGAGAGGUCACAAUAAAAAAUAAAUGAACAGUACAGUAUCAGAUAUGAAUGUUGCCAAUGCCUUCCAUAACCCAGUUCUCCAGAGAAAUAACUAUCUUUGAUCAUCUGUGAAUCUGUAUUGUGCAUAGGUAAGAACUUUUUUUUUUGUGAUAACACUAAUACCAUUUGGCUUCCCAGGUCUUGCCAUUGUUUUGAAUGUGUUGAAUUUUCUUAAUGACUUUGAACAACAACAUAUAGUACAGCAUUAUUGAUUUCCUAAGACAUGGUAUGGAAUGUGCAUGUUGAUUUGGUAUUUCUAAAACACAUCAAGAGUUAGUACCUGUCAUCUAAUAAGCCAGGUAGACGAGAAGAAGUAUUUCAUGUUGCUUCACUUUACUUUGCAGGCAGAGUUAAUAUAUGCUCACGGUUCAAAUAUUCAUGAGCACAUUUGACAGUUGCUCUAUAUUUAGUUCAUUUUGAUGAGAAAUAUGUCCUGCUCACCAUAACGAGAUAAAGCACACACCACAGUCCACGUUAAGCAGGAGAAUUAUCUCAGAGGGAAAACUCAGGACAGAAACACCAGUGUUUAGUUCCUGCCUGAACAAUACGUAGCAAUAUACGAGGGUCAACCUAGAAUACCCGUUGCACUGAAGAGGUUCACUUUUAAACAACUUAGCAUUCUGUAUGUCCAACUUACUUGCAGAGGCCUCUGCCAGGUUCUGAUUACCCCAUCCCACAUUCCCAGUGUCCCUGCACUGUGGCCAAGCCCCAGAGAAUCAGCUACAGGAGAAAUCAGUGUAUGACAGGAGGCUUAGAAGGACAAAUCAUGUAUUUUAAUGAGAAAUGUUACUACAUUAAAUUAAAAAGAGGAAGCUUAUUGUUGUAUAUUCAAAUGUAUUGUAUGUUUGGCACGGUGCAAUACAAUACUUUGAUCGUGUUUUGACAUUUUACAAUGUUUUAUGACUUUUAAUGGAUAUUUUUGAUCUAACAAUUCUUAACGCUUCAUUUAUUUGACUUAUGCAUUGUGUAACCUGUUGUAUGAUAUUGUCACGCAAUACAUCAUUCACAUGGUUUACAGUGUACAGAGAGACCUUCUACAUUAUUUUAGGACAUUUGAAUGGUGCUCCACUGCUCAAAUUGUAGCCAACAUAACAUUUUUGAUGUAUCAAAGUGUUAUGACAUAAAAAGGAGCUCUUCCAGAAGUUAAGAUUAGGUAGUGUGUCAAUUAAAAAGGAGAAGCUGGCACUGACAGCUCUGUGCAGCUUCCCAACAUGGAGGGAAAGGCCCCAGAAAGAGAGGCACUUUGAGACGGUGCUGAUACCAUACUGUUCUUUAGACACUGGUGAAUGACCCUACACUCAAGAUUCAUCCAAUCUCUUGGACAUGAAAUACUCAACCUGAACACUACUGUAUGUAUAUCUCUAUAAUACACAGUGGUAACAUGGGAGAACACUGCAGCUCAACUCAAGUUCAAAGUUUCUAAUCUCUUCCAUUCCCCUCACUGACGAUGGUACCUGUGUGUCCGUGUGUGUGUGUGUGUGUGUGUGUGUGUGUGUGUCCCCUCUGCCUGUAGGGAGGAGGCCUAAGCCUGCUAUGAAGGCGAGUUUGUUCUGUAUUCGUGUUGCAGGGAACAUCAAACUAAAUGCAGUCCGCAUGGGAUCUUUCUGGGUCUCACGCAUUCCACCAGUACAUGUGACCCAAGGUGCGUUAGAUAAUGGUGCUUAAUCCUGAUUCAAGUCAUGAUUAUUGCCAGAGAUAAGAUGCCAGCUGGAUGACCUUUGACCCUGGGCAUUUGGAGGGAAUCUUUUAAGCAGCCUGUGGCUGGGAUAGCUGGUUCUGAAACCUGUGACCUCAAGCUCUACUUUGACAGAUGUUCUGUAAAAACCAGUGGAAGGUUUUAAACAUGUAUAAGCAUAACUACUUUGUACUUUGUGUUGUUUUAAAAAAAAAAAUAAUGCAUUCUUUUUAUAUAUACUGUGUCUCUACACUUGAUGGGACAUGAGAGUAUUAGUGCUGCUUGUUUUCAGUAUCAUGCAGGUGUGUCUCUCUCUAUAGAAUAGCAACACUGCCUAUUUCAUUUAAAUUGUUCGUUUUUGGUUUUCCAGUUUACUGUAUCUGCCUGCCUUCCAGGAGGGCUUUGUAUGUAAUGGUGAGUGAGGUGGGACACAACCCAAAACCUUGUUUGGCUGAUGAGAGUUAAAAGGUGUGUGGGAGAGAAUGGCUCUGCUGACAUUUUGUAUUCAAAAUCAGUUUGGAUGUUGUUUCUGUUGCAUAAAUGUCCUGCUUGUAGCGGAUGUGAAUAAAGCUUUAAGAUUUAUGCUUC